AUGGCCACCCUUAGCUCUCUUCCUGUCGUUCUAUCUCUAUCUCUGAUUCUCUUCUCGGCCAUUCCUGAAACAAUAAUGGUGGAUGCAUGCCAUCCCUUUCCUCAGUUGCCUGAGAAAACAUGGUGUGUGGCCAAUCCUUCAGCCAAAGAAGUAGACCUACAGAACAAUAUCGAUUUCGCCUGCUCGAAAAUUGACUGCAGUUUGAUUCAAUAUGAUGGUCUUUGCUUCUUCCCAGACACAAACAUUUCUCAUGCUUCUGUUGCCAUGAACCUUUACUACCAGUCCAAUGGAAGAAAUUCAUGGAACUGUUAUUUUGGAGGAUCGGGCUUACUCGUCACCACCGACCCAAGUUAUGGUACAUGCAAGUAUGAAUUCUUUUAG
This is a messenger RNA of Phalaenopsis equestris, 381 nucleotides long. RefSeq names its product major pollen allergen Ole e 10-like. The record is from RefSeq and is a predicted model, not a curated record. NCBI's taxonomy places the organism in Eukaryota, Viridiplantae, Streptophyta, Magnoliopsida, Asparagales, Orchidaceae. The coding region runs from base 1 to 381 and encodes 126 amino acids. The transcript is spliced from 4 exons.